UACAUACCAGUUUAAGUUUAUUUAUAAUUAAUACCUCGAACUCUUGAUCGUAGCUUAAUGUGAAAAUUCGGAAAAUUCAAUCUACAUAAAUUUGAAGUGAGGUGUGUAUGUAUCAUAUAUAAUAUUAAAAACCAUUUUGUAUUGACCGAUUAAUACAUAUAAAAUACAUGCAUUAUAAUACAUAUAAUUCUUCAGAAAGAUCUACGUUAUUAUUGGGGCCGAAUUAUCGAAUUAUGGCGAAUAUUUCCAAUAGAGCUAGCAAGAUAUUCCGAGAAAUGGGACUCGAGGAAGAUGGUCCUGAGCCUGAUAACUCGGAGACACAGUCGUUUAUAAAAGAAUUAGCACAGAAACAACUGUCCAAGCACACAUCGUUGUCAGAACAGUUAUCGUUCAAGCAAGACUUCAUCCAGGGUUCGAAUGAUGAAUUUUCUUCAAUAGAAUUGCCAGCUGGGCUAGCUGCGCUUGACAGAUUUUCAGCAUCAACUUCACAAUUGAGCUUCGACAAGCUACUUUUGAGCAGAGGCAUUGCCCAAGAGGAGCUCGACUUCUUUUAUGAUUUGAAAAAGGGAAGACAAUACCUUAAAAGCAAAUAUGCAAAAUUAGAACCAACUGCGUUGGACAGGAAGAUUAGUUUAGUUAUCAACAAAGUUAAAGUUGCAACUUCCUUUAAUACCAGCGGGAGCUCUUCAUCACCCCAAGAAUCAAAUUCAACUCAUUAUUACCCUCCUAAUCAUCCAAUGAAUCAACUAAAGGAAAUAGAAGUUAGCCUUUUCGGUCAUUUAAGAAAGUCACCUGAGCAAAUGAAUGAAGGUUUUAAAGUUCAGAAAAGAAAAAUUGAGGAAAAUGAACCAGUGUCGUAUUUGGCUGAAGGUGAAUCACAGUGGGAUAAGAAAAAACAGAAAAAGUAUCAGUUGCCUCAAAAAGCGCAAGCAACAACAGCAUCUCUAAAAACGUGUGCUCCAAAAACAUUCUACACUAUCAAGGAUGGGAAGACUGUCUUUUUAGGAAGGACUGCGCCACCAGAAGUGCCACCGCAAGAAACUCUAUCUAAACCUACUCUGGGGAAGCCUUAUGUUGCACCACAUCUCAAGACAACAAUCCCUUUGGAGAUAAUUAAAACAAAUUCCUUACCAAUAGCAGAAAUAAGAAAAAUUACCAAAUUCCAAAACUAUGAAAAGGGCACUCCAAGUAGGACUUUGUUUCUGAAAAACUUAUCAGGGUUGGUGCUAGAAAAAGAUCUGGCUGAGCUUUUUGGGAACUUUGAGCAAGAAGGAAGCCAAGCCAUCGUAUAUCGGUUGAUGGGAGGAAGGAUGAAAGGCCAAGCAUUUGUGAAAUUCCCAGAUGAGAAGACAGCGGAAAGAGCUCUUGACUGUGUAAUUGGCUAUCAACUGAAAGGGCGGCCAAUUAUCAUCCAGUUUGGAAAGGAGAGUUCAGCAAGCUGAAUAUUGAUGAAACCCUUUAGCUUCACAAAACUUAUAACUAAUAGACUGAAGUGUGAUAUUAAUAUAAAAAUAAAAUUAUGUUAACCAUUUUAUUGAAAUUA
Cloeon dipterum is the source of this 1543-nucleotide messenger RNA. Its product is annotated as RNA-binding protein 41-like. The record is from RefSeq and is a predicted model, not a curated record. The transcript is spliced from 7 exons. Gene Ontology annotation, biological process: mRNA splicing, via spliceosome. Gene Ontology annotation, molecular function: pre-mRNA intronic binding; U12 snRNA binding. Gene Ontology annotation, cellular component: U12-type spliceosomal complex. The coding region runs from base 168 to 1442 and encodes 424 amino acids. NCBI's taxonomy places the organism in Eukaryota, Metazoa, Arthropoda, Insecta, Ephemeroptera, Baetidae.